This is a messenger RNA of Trichoplax adhaerens, 1395 nucleotides long. RefSeq lists its product as uncharacterized. The record is from RefSeq and is a predicted model, not a curated record. The transcript is spliced from 2 exons. NCBI's taxonomy places the organism in Eukaryota, Metazoa, Placozoa, Uniplacotomia, Trichoplacea, Trichoplacidae. Gene Ontology annotation, molecular function: heme binding; oxidoreductase activity, acting on paired donors, with incorporation or reduction of molecular oxygen; steroid hydroxylase activity. Bases 1 to 1395 code for a protein of 464 amino acids.
AUGUGGACUUUUGCUAAUAUUACUCCACAACAAAUUGCCUGGGUAGCUGCAGUGUUAAUUUUAACUUUACUUUUUCACUAUUAUUUCAUUCAUCCUCUUCGCUAUUUUAAGAAGCUAAAUAUUCCCGGACCUAAACCUUAUAUUUUGAUUGGAAGUGCAUUCAGUAAAGAAUCGAAGCAAAUUAACUGCAUUAAGAAAUAUGGUAAAGUGUACGGUCUUCUAUUUGGCAGGAGGCCUGUAAUGGUUAUAUCCGAUUUGCCGAUGGUAAAAGAUAUUAUGGUUAAGCAUUUUAGUAAUUUCACGAAUCGCUUCCCUAUUAUACCACCUACUCCACCAUUUCACAAGAAUCUCCUAGCAAUCACAGAUGAUGACUGGAAACGCGUUCGGAAUGUGCUCAUACCAACGUUUAGCGCUGCUAAAUUGAAGCAAAUAGAAUCUAUUAUUAGCAGUGCAUGCGAUAGUUUAUUCGAUAAAUUAAUGAAUUUAAACAAGCAGCAAGGAAAAGCGAACAUUUGGAAAAUUUAUGGCGAAUAUAGUAUGGAAGUUAUUAUGGCAACUGCAUUUGGUGUACAUGUCACUGCAGAUGUCAGGGGCCAGGAGAUCAGACAACAAGCGGCUAGUUUUUUUAGUACUUCAAAUCUAGCGAUGGCUUUAGGUGCAAUAAUGCCUUCUCUUUAUCCGUAUAUCAAAAGGCGUCAAAGUUUACAACAAGGUCUAACAAAUCGCCGCGAUUUACUGCAGUUAUUAGUCGAAGCUGGUCAAAAUGGUAAAUUAACUGAUGAAGAAAUCAUUAGUCAGUCUUUUAUCUUUUUAUUGGCUGGUUAUGAAACAACGGCUAGUGCAUUGGCUUAUACAUCUUACCUAUUAGCUCUGAAUCCAGAUGUCCAGCAACGUCUUCUUGACGAAAUUGACGAAAAAUGCCCAAAAGGCACAACGGUCACUUCUGAAUUAGUCUCCAGUUUACCAUAUCUAGACAUGGUAUUGAGCGAGUCAUUACGUAUAUAUCCCCCAGCAUAUAUUGUAAACAGAAUUGCGAAAAAUGACAUUGUGAUCGGUGGUGUCUUGAUACCAAAAGAUGUAGUCGCUGCAAUACCAAUUUAUGGUAUCCAUCAUAACGAAAAGUUGUGGCCAGAUCCAAAAAAAUUUAUACCAGAACGAUUUACACCAGAAGAAAAAGCUAAACGUCAUCCAUUUGCUCAUCUUCCAUUUGGCAACGGUCCUAGAAAUUGUAUUGGAAUGAGAUUAGCAAUUAUGGAAGCUAAAAUGGCAUUGGUGAAGGUGUUACAAGAUAUGAUGUUCGAACCAGUACAAGAAACUGAAAUUCCCUUACGAAUUGAGCCUAAAAUAACGUUAUCUGCAUCGAAUGGGGUAACUUUAGGCAUUAAAGAGAGGUAG